ACAUUAAACUCGCAAGAUCCACCGAACCAGAUCGAUAGCAAUAUCCAAGUUACUGAGGUUGAAACUUGAAAGCCAUAGAAUCCAACAAUCAAAAGAGAAAGUGAAAGAACACUCGGCCUAAAUUACUAAUGUUGCCGUUUAUGUUGGAAGUUGUUGGUUAUAUGACUCGGGAAUUUUUUUAGGUAAGGAAGAACCCUAGAAAGAGAAAAUGCUUGGCGAGGAAGCCAGGGUGUUGCUAGGCUUUCUACCCAAUUCCACACCUUCAUCGUCACAGGUCAAAGCAGCUUACAAGAAAAAGGCAUGGGAAACUCAUCCAGAUCGUUUCCCCGUUUCCCAAAGAUCUCUCGCUGAAUCCAAUUUCAAACAGAUUUCCGAAGCUUACACAUGCUUACAGUCUGGCAUGAGAAGAGAAGUUUCAGCUGCAGGCACAUAUUCAUGGGUGGUGAGAACCGGAGUCCCAAGGGCACAUGGAGGAAGUAGAAACCAUGCAUUGAUUGGAAUCCCUUUCCUAUUAAUUGUUUUAGGAACAGUUACUCUUGGUGGAUCCAGUGGCGCUAGGGCUUACCGAAGGCAGAAAGAGGCAUACCCCUCACAUAACCCUUUUCUUCCUUGACAGGCGUCGGAAUCGAGAUGACUUUGUCACCCCGGUGACUGUAGCUAAGAGUCAGGGUGCGGGAUUGUUGGUCCCGUAUAGAUCUAUACACAAACUCACGUUUUCCCUCCAGGAGACUCUGGUUAUAAUCUCAGGACUUUUGUUAGUACUUAGAUAAGUACGCGAAGAAUGCUCACUCAUAAAAUGUUAUACCGACG
Messenger RNA from Lactuca virosa, 810 nucleotides. Lineage: Eukaryota; Viridiplantae; Streptophyta; Magnoliopsida; Asterales; Asteraceae. The record is from the annotation of a GenBank genome assembly.